AUGCACUGCGAGGUGGCCGAGGCGCAUUCGGACAAGAGGCCGAAGGAGGUUCCCGGCGUGCUCGGCCCCGGCCGUGGGUCCACUGGUCUCGGCACGCAUAUGGCCUUCAGGGUCACUGUGAGCGGCAGCGGUUGCGGGGAUGGGGGCUCGCGGGACUUGCUCCCCCGGUCGCUGGUACCGCCGUCGCGCACCCACGAUCUUCUCCGGCCUCGGAGCCCCAGAGACUACGGUCAGUCCAAGGCCGCCGCCACCUCCACCGGGAAGGUGAACGGAAGCUACGGCCACUGCACCCCAGGUUCAGAGAAGAAGAGCCUGCUGGACAUGGACCUGGUUGAAGGCCCCAGCCCCACGUGCCGCCAGAGCCUGUUUCUCCCUGCGGGAAGCCCACCGCUUCGUGGUCACCCCCCAGCCUGUGAGAGACUGCUGCAUUUUUCUAACCCUGACAACAGGUCGCCCAGGCCCCAGACCACAUAUGUCAACGGCGGUCUUCCAGCCUCACAGCACAUCAAGCAGGAGGUCCUGCCGGACUACCAGGCCAUGGUGGAAGCUCACACUCCCCUGUCUACCCACUGCCGGGCCCUGUCAGCCACUGGCCUGCACACAGACGUGGACCUCUCUGGCCGGGGUCUUGGAAACCAUGCACCUUCCUGCUACCUUCUGGGUAGCGAGCCCAGUUCUGGUCUAGGACCCCCACCUGAGGCCCAUUUCCCAGAGGGCAGCCUGAAACGCUGCUGCCUCUUGGGCCUACCUGCCGCCUCCUCAGCCUCCUCUUCAUCCUGUGUCUCCUCCGAGGGCCUCAGCCUCACCUCCCUCAUCCGCUCCUCCCAGGCAGCUCUGGUCACCUGUGUGAAUGGACUCCGGAGCCCCCCACUGCCUGGAGACCUGGGGAGCCCCACGAAGCGGGCCCGACCUGGCCCUAUAGCUGCUGAAAGCCACGAGAGCAGUUUGCAACUUGAAGCUUGCCGGAAGGGGGGCUUCAUGAAGCAGGAGCCUGUGGAUGAAUUCUCAGAACUCUUCAGCCCUCACCAACAGGGUCUGCCACCCCCAUACCCCCUGUCUCAGUUGCCACCUGGAGGCCUAGGGCUGGGCCUGGUGGGUAGGGUGGUGGCCGGGCAGCAGGCAUGCCGCUGGGUGGACUGCUGCGCUGCCUAUGAACAGCAGGAGGAGCUGGUGCGGCACAUUGAGAAGAGCCACAUUGACCAGCGCAAGGGCGAGGACUUCACCUGCUUCUGGGCUGGCUGUGUGAGGCGCUACAAGCCCUUCAACGCUCGCUACAAGCUGCUCAUCCACAUGAGAGUACACUCUGGUGAGAAGCCCAACAAGUGUAUGUUUGAGGGCUGCAGCAAGGCCUUCUCGCGGCUGGAGAACCUCAAGAUCCACCUGAGGAGCCACACGGGUGAGAAACCGUAUCUGUGUCAGCACCCAGGCUGUCAGAAGGCCUUCAGCAACUCCAGCGACCGUGCCAAGCACCAACGCACCCACCUCGACACGAAGCCGUACGCCUGUCAGAUCCCUGGCUGCUCCAAGCGCUACACAGACCCCAGCUCUCUCCGCAAGCACGUGAAAGCCCAUUCAGCCAAGGAGCAGCAGGUGCGUAAGAAGCUGCACAUGGGCUCCGACCCUGAGGCCGACGUCUUGACCGAGUGCCUGGCUCUCCAGCAGAUCCAUGCAUCCACACAGCUGGCUGCCAGCGAUGGGAAGGGUGGCCGUGCCCUGAGCCAGGAGCUGCUCCCAGGUGUGUAUCCUGGCUCCAUCACCCCCCAUAAUGGAUUGGCUUCGGGAAUCCUGCCCCCCACACACGAUGUCCCUUCCAGGCAUCAGCCCCUGGACGCCACCUCCAGUUCCCACCACCAUCUGUCCCCUCUGCCCAUGGCCGAGAGCACCAGGGAUGGGUUGGGACCAGGCAUCCUCUCUCCCCUAGUCAGCCCACUGAAGGGGCUCGGGCCACCUCCACUGCCACCAGCCUCCCAGAGCCACUCACCAGGAGGCCAGUCUUUCUCCUCGCUCCCCAGCAAGCCGCCCUACCCACCUUUCCAGACCCCCCCGCCUGCACCUCUGCCCAGCCCGCAAGGGUACCAAGGCAGUUUCCACUCUAUCCAGAGUUGCUUCUCCUAUGGUGACUGCUACCGGACUGCCGAACCAGGAGCCAGUGGGGGUGGACUGGCCGGGGAGGCCCACAGUUUCAACCCCCUGAGGCCCAAUGGCUACCACAGCCUCAGUGCACCUUUACCUGCCACAGGCUAUGAGGCCCUGGCCGAGGCUACGUGCCCCACAGUACUGCCGCCGCAACCGCCUGAAGACGUGGUGCCCAGCGGCCCUGAGGACUGUGGCUUCUUCCCCAAUGGGGCCUUUGACCACUGCCUGAGUCACAUCCCCUCCAUCUACACAGACACCUGAAGGGAGCCCCCACCGCACCUGCCCACCCUCCGUCACAGGUGCCGCACGGCCCACUUGCCGGCCCUGCCCUCCC
Chrysochloris asiatica (Cape golden mole) is the source of this 2470-nucleotide messenger RNA. It is a transcript of the gene GLIS1, whose product is annotated as GLIS family zinc finger 1. Gene Ontology annotation, molecular function: DNA-binding transcription factor activity, RNA polymerase II-specific; RNA polymerase II cis-regulatory region sequence-specific DNA binding. Lineage: Eukaryota; Metazoa; Chordata; Mammalia; Afrosoricida; Chrysochloridae. Gene Ontology annotation, biological process: regulation of transcription by RNA polymerase II. The record is from RefSeq and is a predicted model, not a curated record. Gene Ontology annotation, cellular component: nucleus. The transcript is spliced from 10 exons. The coding region runs from base 1 to 2397 and encodes 798 amino acids.